CUCAGCUUUAACACUUCCCCCUUUUACUACAAAUAUGAAGUGAGUGAGACUCCAGCAUUGAGUCAGUAACAUCCUCAGUCUCCCUCCCAGCUAAGAGCAGACACCCAAACAGUGCUCCCACAACCACCAGCCAGCCAGCCUGCAUGGCCCCCCUGACAGGGACCUGCUGCCCCCCUCCUGGCAGAGCCCCAGAGCUCUGAGCUCCCUGUCCCAUGGGCAGCUGUCACAGAGGGUCUCUCAGCCAGCACACAGGGGGCUUUUUGUUCUGAGCUCCCCCCUCCCCUCCCCCCAUGUAACUCUCUCCCCUGCUCCUGGGACUCUGGCUGCAGCUGCUGCAGAGAGGGUAGUGCUGCUACCAUGGUAGACAGGGGUCCCCUGCUGGCCUCUGCUAUCAUCUUCUACCUGUCCAUAGGGGCCGCUAUCUUCCAGGUACUGGAGGAGCCCAACUGGAAAAAAGCCACCAAAGACUAUGACAACUACAAAAUCCAGAUACUCCGCAAACACAAGUGUCUCAGCAAGCAGGACCUGGAUGACAUCCUGGAGGUAAGUGGCUGCUGAUUGACUGCUGGGCUGGGAGGGUUACUAUGUUAAUGUCCCACUGCCUUGUGAAUUGCAGGGUCAGGGGGGGACUGUGCAGUGUAUAUAAGGGGGGUCUGUGCAGAGUGGGGUGCCCGCAUGGUGAGGAGGGGGUUGGUGCAGGGUCAGGGGUGUUUCGCAUGGUGGUGUCUGUGCAGGGUCAGGGAUUGUCUGCUGGGGGUUUGUCUGGUUGGGGUUGCAUGGUGAGGGGAGGUUUGUGCAUGGUGGGGUUGUGCAAGGGGGGUUUUGUGCAGGGUCAGAGUGGCUCUGUGCAUGGUGAGGGGGGGGGUUGUGCAGGGUCAGGGCUCUGCAUAGUGUGGGGGCUGUGCAGGGUCAGGGGCUCUGUGCAUGGUGAGGGGUGGUUGUGCAGGGUCAGGCUCUGUGCAUGGUGAGGGGUGGCUGUGCAGGGUCAGGGGCUCUGCAUGGUGAGGGGUGGUUGUGCAGGUCAGCUCUGCAAUGCAGCAGGCCCUGGUGCACAUUGCGAGGGCUCUGUGCAUGGUGAGGGGGCUUGUGCAGGGUCAGGGCCCCAGCCGGUGGUGGGGUGCAGGGCAAGGGUGCAUGGUGGGGUUGUGCAGGGUCAGGGCUCUGUGCAUGGGGUUGUGCAUGGUGGGGUGUGUGCAGGGUAAGGGCAUGGUGGUAGUGUGGGUUGUGCAGGGUCAGGGGGUGUCUGUACAUGGUGAGGGGGUAGUCUGAUGCAAUAUCCUGGAGGAUGUGAAGUUUAGCAGAAAAUUGUUGUUAUUGUAGAAAGAAUAGUCACUUUCUCUGUUUUCAAUAAAUACAAUAUUUAUAUAAAUAAAACCAGUAGGAUUUAGCAUUGGAUCCCGGCACUGUGAGGGUUAAAUGGGAAUGUAUAGAGUGGGCUAGCUCCCUAUACAGCACUAUUAACCUGCCUGUAUUGUUAGUUUCCCUAAACCUGCCCCUCUGUCCAUCUGCUGUGCCCUAGCCUGGGGCAGGAUGGCUUCCUUUAUCAUGGUAAUUCGUUUCCCUGUGAUCCCAUUCUCCAGGGACCUGGCCACAGAAAUGCUAUUAUUAACAAUGAAUAAGGUGAUCACAUUAACCCUUUCAGUGCCAGAGAGAAGACUGUGCUGCGGAUCUCACUGGCGGUCAGUUACAAUGUAUCUCGUGUUGUCCUUGCAGAAAAUGGAGUUAAACCCCUGGCUUUCUUAAAUAAAAAUACUUGUUGGGUAAAAGGAGAGGAUCCCAAGCAGUAUAAAGGGGGCACUCAUAUUGCUGUGAUAUUAUCACUCUGCAUAUAACACUCACUGUGUAUAGUGACUGGGGUCUGGACAUAACACUGUGUAUAGUGACUGGGCUUUGGACAUAACACAGUGUAUAGUGACUUUGCUCUGGACAUAAACACUGGGUAUAGUGACUUUGCUCUGGACAUAAACACUGGGUAUAGUGACUGGGGUCUGGACAUAAACACUGGGUAUAGUGACUGGGGUCUGGACAUAAACACUGGGUAUAGUGACUGGGGUCUGGACAUAAACACUGGGUAUAGUGACUGGGGUCUGGACAUAACACUUGGUAUAGUGACUGGGCUCUGGACAUAAACACUGGGUAUAGUGACUGGGCUCUGAUAUUACUGGUACGCUGCGUAUAGCGCACACUGUGAAUAGUGACCUGGUCUGAUAUUACUGGUACUCUGCGUAUAGCGACUGGGGUCUGAUAUUACUGGUACUCUGCGUAUAGCAACUGGGGUCUGAUAUUACUGGUACUCUGCGUAUAGCGACUGGGGUCUGAUAUUACUGGUACUCUGUGUAUAGCGCACUGUGUAUAGCGACUGGGGUCUGAUAUUACUGGUACUCUGUGUAUAGCGCACUGUGUAUAGCGACUGGGGUCUGAUAUUACUGGUACUCUGUGUAUAGCGCACUCUAUGUAUAGUGACCUGGUCUGAUAUUACUGGUACUCUGGUAUAGCGCACUGUGUAUAGUGACUGGGGUCUGAUAUUACUGGUACUCUGCAUAUAGCGCACGCUGUGUAUAGUGACCUGGUCUGAUAUUACUGGUACUCUGCGUAUAGCACACUGUGUAUAGCGACUGGGGUCUGAUAUUACUGGUACUCUGUAUAUAAUGACUGGGGCCUGAUAUUACUGGUACUCUGCGUAUAGCGCACAGGGUGUAUAGUGACCGGGUCUGAUAUUACUUGUACUCUGCAUAUAGUGCACUCUGUGUAUAGUGACCUGGUUUGAUAUUACUGGUACUCUGCGUAUAGCGCACUGUUUAUAGUGAUCGAGUCUGAUAUUACUGGUACUCUGCAUGUAGCGCACUGUGUAUAGUGACCGGGUCAGAUAUUAUUUUAUAUAGCGCCAUCAGAUUCCGUAGCGCUGUACAAUUACUGGUACUCUGCGUAUAGUGUACCACACGUAUAUUACAGGUUCACUAUCUCUAUUGAGAAAACAUAACAUUUGUGAAGCCUGACGGGUUCCACUGACUUUUAAAGUUCAGUAAACGUACUGUAGAUUGUCAGCUCUGUGGCUCAGUGAUAUCAUUCUUUCAGUGAAGGCAUGCAACGUCUCCCUGUUAUCUAAUCGUGUGUCAGCAUUUUCGGUUAUCAUGUGUGAAUCACCAACUUCUCACUGCGAUCAGUCCAACCUGUGAGAUCCAUGCCUUUUUCUGAGAGGAUCCGGGAUCAAAGUCUUGCUUGGCUGUGUGAGCGGCUGGGAGCAAGGCGUGAUGCUGUAUGUUCUCGUUUAAAAUGCUCUCUAACUGGAAUGUAACAAGACGUUUUCUGAAUAUCACACUCCUGUGUUCCCCUUUACCUCCAACUGACCCCCCUGUGACCUCCAAACAGAUUUCCACUCCAACUCCUAUCAUCCUCCAACAACCAGGUGUGCUGGUCUAACUCACCCCGUACAGCUGGCCAAUGAACUCUCUGCUGUUUUGCCCGCGUAUUUUUUUUUCCAUCUAAACUUUUUGAAUAUAAAUCAAAAGUAGCCGGUGCUGCAGGUGGAUAUUAACCCUUCGUGCAAUGUUUAUCAUACAUCUGAUGCUACCACCAUCUGGUUAUUUGUACUGAGCGUUAAGGGUUAAUUUUAUGGCUGAUUUAAUAUAGAAAAUAUAUAUAUAUAUAAUUUCUUAUCACGCCGAGUCCGUGUGAAUGGGAUAUAUCUGUGGUAGCCGCGGAUUGCGGACGCUGGCGUUGGGGUAUUGUUACCCUCUGUUUGCGAGUUCUCGCAGGUUCCCGCUAGGGUUUUUUGUUUUUUCUUCUCUUGCUGUAAGGCGGAUCGCAAGUCUGUAACUUCUGGUUUCUCUGUGGGUGGGAAUCUUCCCCAUUGAACUACGAACACCCCAAUGUACAAUAAAUGCAUCGUCACACACUCUGCGGUCAAUGUCAAUCUACUUCCAUGUGCGCUGAAACAAAGCACUUUAUUCUGUUUUCUGGCAGUCAGAGGCUAAGUUUGUGCUCCUGGAAAUGGUGUUAGGAGAAAAUUCAUAAAAAAAUAUUUUAAUUUUUUUGGGGUUUCUGUAGGAGAGGUAAAAAAUGUAGCCUAUCUCUAAAGUUGUAAAAGCAAGCCUGGCGUAAUAAUGCAGAAAUAUACCUUGCGUUAUCACACCAACUCAGACUGGAAGGACCAUAGCCACCCCAACACUGCAACAGUUUGGCAACCUACUGCAGACAUCUGGCACCAUAACCACUUUGUGCUUGUUGCUCUUGGUCAUACCGUUUUGUAAAAUCUGCUGAUCCCAGAAAAGUAGCACUACUUGCAAAGAAUGGCACUGGAUUAGAAUCUUGGGCAAACAAGUGCUGUGAUUACUCCUUUUCAUUCUAAUUUAAUGCUAUUGUUUUACUAACACUAGAUCGUCCUAUUAGUGCAUGAUAGCGGUUAUGCAAACAGCCCCUUUCCUCUGCAUAGUGCGAGGAGGUGCAGCUGGCAGCCUGCAAACCGUGAGUGACUGAACAGAACACAGUAGCUGAUUAUACUAGAACUAGUAUCAUAGAUUUUAAAUAUUUGAAUUUAUUAGCAUGAUCAAUGCCCAGUAAUUUAAUAUGAUUUCUAUAUUAUUCAAUGGGUUUAUAGGCAGAACUUAUAUCUCACCUGUAUAUCAGUUUUUGACAAAUGCUGGGAGCCGGAGGGGCUCCUAAUAAUUCCAAGUCUAUUUGUAAGUGUUUUUACGUAAAAAGGUAUGGAUGGUUUUACUUGCCCCCGCGUGUCAGGUUUGCUCUAAAGAUACCGUAAUGUUUAUCAGACUCUGCGAUAUCGUGGUUUGUCCUGGCAAUGAAGUAACCCUUCUCCAGUUAGCAUUAUGGGAAACCAAUCUUUUUUUGAGGUGUUGUGCCCUAUUUUAGGGGUGCCCCCUUUGUCAUGCCACUAAUACAACAGUCCUCACGAUUCACAGUCCAUUGUCAUGAUGUGUUUGAACUCCAUAACCCACAUGCUUCUUCUUUCCUAAUUCUCAUAUGUUCAGCAAACCGCAGGUAAACUUCUAAUACCUUUUUUAUGAUAAACCAUAAGAGCUUACUCUUACUCUGGUGUUUUCACACUGCAAAUACUUGUAACCAUUCACUCAUUAAAACUGAAAGCAGCGGUUCAGAAAUUCGGAACUUCUAACAGUUCUGCGUUUCGUUUCUAUGGGAACUUCCUCUUUCAAUCCAAAAUUUAAGUAGUAUCCAAAUAGACAUGUUUUGUAGAAACUUCAGAGUUGCAAAGACUGCAAGAUAAAGGCGGAAGAUCUAUGGAAGGUCGUCAGAUAUCACCGACUCUCUUACCACAUCAGCAAACGGAUCUAUCCAAAGAAUGCCAGGGGUGUCUAUCUGGAAAUCCUUCUGUCUCCAGUAAUUGAUGAGCUGUAUCUCCGAACAAGAAUAGUCUCCACCAGACCAGUAACUCUGAAUAUAGGUAUCGAGAAAGGACCUGCAGAACGUUAUGAAGGCCUUCUGCAUGAGAUAAGAUUGCUGGUCCCCUAGACAUUGGGGAUAAGGUGGCUCAUGUCUGAAGAUUUAAAGGAACGUACCUGUAUUCCAAACGCUUUAGUGUCCGUAUUCCUAGUAAUAUAGGUCCAAACCCCAUGUGUGAUUAAAGGGUUUUAUUAAACCUUUUCCAACGCUGAGGCUCCCUCUGCAUUGCUUACCUUUCCUCCUCUCACCACGUUAUGGAGGAGGUAUUGUUUCCUCCAUCAAUGAUCCUCAUAGGGCAGCAUUGAGAAAUUGAUGUGUGCACAGAGCUUGCCGCGCAUGCACAUCUAAGCUUCCCCAUAGGAAAACAUUAAGGCAGCCUCUAGAGGCGGAUUUAACCCUACAAUGUAAAUAUUGCAAAAAAACAAAAUGCAGGGCUAAGAGGACAGGGCCUUUGUACUCACACCAUUGACUCAGGGCCAUUAGACUCAGACUUGAUUGAGAUGAAAUGGCCUGGGUGACUUUAGUGGUCCAUUUAAGGAGAACCUUAGAAAAUAUAAUAAGUCGACACUGUAUGAGGAGCAUGCUAACUUGACGGUCAUAUAACACAGUCAUACUGGCCAGUCGUAGAUAUUUGAUUUGUUGAAUUGAAAGAUGAUAUAAAUAUGGGCGCUGGGAGUCCUGUCUUGUGUUGACGUCCUUGAAUAUUUUCCAAAAAAUGGACUGGUGACGCACAGGACUCCUUGCGCCAUAGCCACUUAACUAAGCGCUAAUGGUUUUGGUGGUUAGAGCGCCCUUUCUAAUAUUUUAUAACAGUUGGAGGACGGAGUAGCCUCACAGCAGACAUGGCCGAUAUCAAGUGGAAGUGUUCGGCAAGCCUUGGGAUAGUCAAUAAAGCCAUUGCUUUCCCUCCUGUGACCUUGUAAAAAGCUGAAUUGGGCCAUGAGGACAUUCUCGAUUUUAUUUUUAUUUAUUUAUUUUUCUCGUCUUUUUUUUAUUGUUUUUAUGUGUGUUGGGAACUAGUUGUAUUUAGAUCUUCUAAUACCGUAUUACUGUUUGCUUUGUAUAUUUGGGCUUUGAUCAUAAUGGAACAAUGACUCUUAUUUGCUCUGUGACAAUGGCGUCUGCCCUGUUCAACUCAUGAUGUGACUUCAGUCUUGUUCCAACAGUCUGUACUCACCUGGUUUCUAGUUUGUUCCAUAUGUACUUACACAAUCAGUCUUAGACUUCAUUUGAUAUUAUUUUUUUUCCUUCUUCCUUCUCCCAAUAAUCUUUGUAUCUGUGGAACUAAUCACAUUUUGUUUAAAAUGAAUAACUUUGAUAGUGUGAAUGUCAAGCUUAUUUUAAAUCAAUCUGAUUUUUUAAUAAUAAAAUUUUUGUGUGUGUUUGUGUCAGCUAAUACUUGGAGAGUUUGUCUUCUCCACUGAUGAGGUGUGUGUGUGUGAGAGACACUGAAUUUGGGGCCAGCCUUUGGGAGGGACACCUUCCUUGUCCUGUGACCCUCUCUUCAACUCCUUAACACCCCCAACAAACAAUAUGAUUGUUUGUUUGAAAAAAAUCACAAUAUCCUCUAUUGGAUAUAUGUGCCACAAAUGUGUGUUUCUAGAUCACUGCUGGUAAACUGCCGCACGCUGAGCAAUGUCACAAUCCAACUACCAGGACUCUCAGCCAAGCUUUUUAAGCGCACUGAAUUUUAAUAAGCAGAGACGCUUCAUGCAACUCCGUUAUAAACGUUGGCCCUCGUCCACCAUGUUCAGCUGGAAUGUGUCCGCUUUCUUCAAGCCCUAUCUAUCUCCCUAUCACUUUAGUGUCUUGUUAGCAGUUUAUUGUUAUUAUUGUUGUGAGGACGACAAGCAGGCUGUGGGAAUACAUGAUUUUGUUUUUGUUAAUAUUGUUCUCUUUUACUUUACCAAUUGGAGAACGAUAGUAAAGUGCACCAUAAUGCUUGGAUUUAAGAUAUUAUUUUAGAUGUUUCAGUAUUUUCACCGGGGUAAGCAAUGUGCAUUCAUCAAACAUCCCAGGAGCUCUCUCCCCUUCUUUUAGUUUCAGAUUGCUGCAAAAACAGUUACCAAAGGCUUUGUCUCAUUCUGGAGACAUUUUCUACUUUUGUACAAAAAUAAAUAUCUGUCACCUUGUAGGAAUCGAUGGUCAGGUGAACUAAAGAAUGCAGCGGGUCAAUUAAACAAGCAACACCUGCCAUUGAUGUCAGAGUUCCAACUGAAAAACAAAGCACUGGGAGACUUGUACUAAAAGGCGUAAUGUGUGCACGAAAUUCGAUGGCUUGAAUUUCUUUACAUAAAAAAAAAACAACAACCUGAAAAUGCAGCUUUAAAUGUCUAGAAUUCCGAUCCAAAACACCCGUAAGUGUUAAAAAGAUCUAGAACAUUUUAUUUAAGAAAUGUGGUCAUAUCCAGAUGAGGCGCAGAAAGAGGUGGUUUUUUUUUGCAUCUCUCAAAUUUGUUUGUAAAACUUUCUUUGCUCAUACAUGUAAUUAUUGCUAAAAUAAUAAUUAAAUAGUGGAUUUAUUUAAAACAUAUUAAAAGGUUUCAGCAGUACGUUAUUCUAAGAUACCGCUGCGUUUGGAAUUAUUUGCCUUCUGUCCCGCGCUCAUUUUCAUUAUGAAAUCUAAAUUCUCAGGAGAUAUCUUGUUCUGGUCACACUUGGGCAUUCUUUUGGCAUAAGGGGUACUUUUGUGAGCUAGUGAUUUGUGGACCCCUUGUGGCACUAUCUAUCACCAAGCCCCUAAAUCACAUUUUUACUACAAAAAUUUUGUUGUUGUUCGUUUCUAUUUAUUAUUUUUUUUUUUUUUGAAUUUCUGCAUAUCUCAGGUUGUGAACAGUGCACUUUGUGUAUCCUUCUCCUGUACAAAGCCAAGCUAUAUUUUCUUGGAAUUGUUUGUCUUGGCUCGGAUUGCGAGGCUGUGUACUGCGCACCUCCAAGGGCUGCUUGCUGUCUUUCACUUUGCUUCAGAAAGUUUGAGGGAAAAUGACAGGCCCUGUUUCUGUAUGUAACCUACCUUUAAUACUGCUUGUGCCUCCAUGCCAAACUAAAUGCAAUAUAUAUUUAAAUAUUAUAAUUUUUUUGGCCCAGAUAAGAGCAAUAAACUGUAAGGUAAUACAGAGAUUAUGAGUGCUUUGCACAAACGGUUUUCUUCACCUGAAAAGUCUUAAGACCCAUAAAGUGAGCCGAGCAAGGGGUCCAGUAAUCCCCCAAUCUGCUCUCCCUCCAACCACACGUGGUUAUGAGUUUGUGCUCUCCUAGAGCAGGGGUAGGCAACUCCAGAUGUUGUGGACUGCAUCUCCCAUGAUGCAUUGCCUGCAUGAUGGCUGUAGUGCUGAAAAUUGACUUCUCCUGUCCUACAAGAACGCAUGAGGUGGCAGAACACACGUGGGCAGAUGCUCAGCUAAGGAACAAUUUGGGGUCAAACAAUGAUUUGAUUGGUUUGCAAAGAAGGCACUUGGGUUAAAAUAUAAGCAGAUCUCUACCUUACACGGUUCUUUUCUCCACUAUAAGAAGUGUGUGAUCUUUAGCUGUUUUGGUGAAUUAGUGACUGCAAGACGAUCACACCAUUCCCUGCACUCAGUGAGCAUGUUCUGUAGACACAUAUAGCAUUGCAAUAAUCACUAUUGUCCUGGCUGUUUAAAGUAUGCUUCUAAUGACUUCAGGAGGAUGUUGGCACUCGAUCUAAUCUUCUACAUCUAAUUGGAUGGCUGCCAGUGAUGGGAUUUGUAGUGAAACAGCUGACAGAACAACCAGUAUGAAAUCAGCCUUGAUAAAACGCUAUCCCGGCUAAAUUGCUGAGUACCUAAUCACUAUAUUUUCUUUUUUUUUCUGUUUCCCUUCUUUAAAUGAGAUUGCACCUGUUGAGUAAAAAGGAAGUGAGAGUAAAUUGAUGUUUCCUGUGUUAAAAUUCUGAUGAACGCAGCAGAUUAGAGUUUGUGGCUGGCAAAGGUCAAGCUCUGCACAAGUGCGCCAUUAUCACGCGAUAUGUGCACCCACCCCUGACCACUAUCAGCCUGAGCAAGUAGUAGGUGUGUCCCUCAAUUUCAACCGCUUCAGUGUUCGUAGAGGUGCCAGCGACUUCACAUUUCUGUCUCUGGUCCAUAGUCUGCAUAUAAAUGCCAGGGUUAUUACCAAAGUGAGAAUUUAAAGGGACACUAUUCAUCACCAGGCCCCUUCAGCAAAAUAAAAUGGUCCGGAUGCAAUGUCUCCUCUGUUUUAACCCCGCAAGUGAAAACAUUGCUGUUUUACGAAACGGCAAUGGACAAGGCUGCGAGAAAGGUAAAUAAAAUGAAAGGCCACCAGGGAACUAUAGCGUUACGAAUACACUAUUGUAUUACAAACACUUAGUGUUCCGUUUAAGGCAAGAAUAAAAAUCAGCCAAACUUAAAAAAUUCAGCAAUGCUUUCAGUGUGGCUGCCCUGGUCUUAAAGGAACACGGCAGUGUUAGGAAUACAAACCUAACAGCGUUACAAACCUAAGAGCGUUACAGUGCUCUUGUCCCUGCUGUAUACAGACCGACGACCUUUUUCAAAUAAAAUUUAAGAAAAUCUAGGUUUUACUCCCCUUUUUUUCAGUGUCAAGACUUCUCUGUGAUGCUCACAUCUCCGCCUUCUGUGAUGUCAUCAAGGAGGUCUGACCUCCUCCGGCAAUGGUCUAAUCCAAGGCUAUUCACUAAGUGACAAGAUCUAGAGAAUGGCAAUGAUUUUUUUUUUUUACCUUAAAGGGCUAAACUCACUGCACCCGGACCACUUCAUUGAGAUUAAGUGUCUGGGUGACUAGAGUGUCCCUUUAAAUUUGUUCACUUUAGUUAAUAAUCCUGUGUGUCUUUGGUGAGGGAAAAGUUAUUGUGAGUUUUUCCCGUACUUCCUAAGUAAUAACAAACUGAAGAUGUGAUAGAGUUUGGGAAAUGAAACAUGUCUCAAAGAAGAAAAAUAUAUUGGGGGAUGGUCGGUGUUUUUGGUGCUGUACUGGCUAAUCUUCCGUCUAUGUGAUACCUUUAUUGUGGAGUUUUAUGGGAUGGGUGGCUCAAACAAACUCUAUAGUCUAAUAGGCACCGUUACUUUCUCAGUUCAUUGCUCUGUUUGCUUGUGGAGAUACGUACAAAUCUUUGACAGAAGCUGUGUAACGCGUCCCAACGUUGUUACAGGCAGGGUGAAUUUCAUCUUGAUUUGGCUUUUGGCUACCGCUAUCUGUAUACGAGCCUCUCUUCUCUGGUGACGUUUGGGCAAUAUACCGUUACUAUGUUGCUAGUCUGUUAUUUUGUCCUGUGGUUGUUUGCCAUAGUAUAUUGCAUGGCGACUUUUCAUUCAUCAUGGUUGCUCAAAUCUCUGGGUCUCCGCCGAUAGGUGGAGUUAGUUACCCUAUAUUUUAUUUCCAGAAUCUCCUGCCACUGGGCCUUUGCACCUCUGAUUCUCUAACUGUUCACAGUUUAUAAUAAGUGAUUUGUGGUUGUUUUAAGAAGCCAAGAAUCUGUGUGUUUGUAGGUUCGUAGCUAUAGCCACUUGAGACUUGCGUGCUGUAGUUCGUGUAUGGUCAUCUCUUUGCCAUUGGCGUGAAUUGCGCCUGAGGAUGACCGUAUUUCCAAGUGGUUGAAUCUGUUUGAAUGCUGUCGCCAUAACAAAAUGUAUCUUUAAUACACAUGGUGGUGCAUAGUGGCUGCGCUCUGCAAGUCGCCUCAGAUGGAAAUGGAAAAUGUGACCUAAUAUUCCGGUAUUUGGUGUCCUAAAAUCCGCAUCAAAAUGUACCAUCCACAUGUGCAGAGCAGCAUUCUCUAUUCUUGGUAAAUUUUCUUGUUUGCUAAUCUUUCUGCGUAAGACAUGUGGCGAAUAAUACUGGGUUUUAUUUGGGAGUUUAUCAGGGGCACAUAGUUCAGUGAAGGGAAGAGAGCUACGCCACAUGAAGCGGGUAUUAGGAGCCGCCAUCUUGGGCCCCAUCUGGUGAUGCCGUGUGUUUUCUGGGUGAAGCCCAAUGCUAAUAAUAUAAACAGCUCUGUUUUUUUUUUUUUUUUUUUUAAAUAAAGAACACUACAAACUGCUAACGUCUCAUUCUUAGAAUUUACCUUCCCAGCUACGUUUUUAUUCCACAUUAAUGAAGUUGACGGGAUAUUUUAAUAUUUGUUUAUAAGAACUUUCCAGGAAUCAAACUACGAGAAUGUACAGAGAUAAAUAGCAUAUCAUUCAUAAAAUCUAGUAGGAAUUUCUGCACUUUGUAAUCAUUUAUUUUUAUUACAAAAACAAACCAACCCUAAAAGUAAGCUGGCAACAGAGAACUUACGGCACCAUAACAACUUCAGUCUCUGAAGGUCACUCGAACAAUUAUGCAUCAGAGCUGCCACGGAUGCAGUUCACUUGCGUAGUGUGACUAUUUUAUUUCCCUUUAGUGAAUGAGAAGCUGUAAAUGGCGUAUAGUAAGCAUUUCUCUCUCGUGUGUUUGAAGCGCUGCAGAAUAAUUUUGCGCUAUUUAAAUGACCAGAAUAAUAAUAAUGCAAAUAAGAACAGACUGCAGUCGUUUUCUUUACAACUUGAUGAAAAGAACAGUCCUGACAUCAGAUCUUAUUUAUCAUUAUUUUAGAUGGAGAGCCCUUGCCAUUGUCCACAGGAUAGUGCGAUGUCUAUCUGAUCAAUAAACCGAUUUCCCCCUGCUCCUGCAGGUUGGUUAUAGGGAACAUGUUAAGCUAUCAGAUGCAUAUAAACAUAUACUGUGUAUCGACACUCCUCUGAAUGGUACGCAGGGAUUAGAUAGAAGAUCUGCCCGUUACAACCUGUCUAGGAAAGGUUUCGGUGACACUGCUUUGAGAAACCAGGAAGACGUCUGCAGUCAAUCCAUCUCAACUUAGAGGACCAAUAUUUAUUUAUUUAUAAAAUAUUUUACCAGGAAGGAUACAUUGCGAUUUCCCUCGUUUUCAUGUAUGUCCUGGGUUCACAAAACAUUGCAUUGAUACAAUAGGAUACAAUAAAAUACAAAAACAAUAUUAAUACACAAUAAUAUAUACAAAAUAUUUCAUAUGCAUUAAAAAAAAUAAAAUAAAGAAAUCAAUGGUAAUUGUCCUAAAAUGACCAGGAAAUCACAAAUUUGGAUUUAAAAUCGCUGAAUUGGAAUCAAUUCCCUAGUUCGGCUGGCUAUUUCAGAAUAAAACCAGUGAUUUCCUUGUGAGUUGCUGGUUCAUUGACUUCGCUAUCAGGCAGACAAUCCUCACUUCUGUAAUUUCAGAUCCAUUGUAAGACAAUAGUGGUCUUUGUCAAUCUGUGAAAAUAUUUGUGAUCUUAGUUAAAUGUUUGAUGCUUUCCUGUAAACGCCGAGCGGCCAGAUCUGUAUUAAUACAAAGGAAUAUUCACCUAAUAUAUGUCAUUAAUGGAUUUAGUGAACAGCGCUUGGCCCCAGCCUCGUCAUGUCUUUCAUGGUGACGUCUUGGUGGGACGAGAGGGCAGCACAGCUAAAAAGGACCCUUUGUUAUACGGGCUGACACAACCAAUGGUCUCCAUCAGGGGGUUGGCAGUGGGAAUUUACCAUGGGGAGAAGGGGGUGGUCUGAUCCCUCUAUUAGCUGGGAUUUUAUCCACCUUGCUCAGAUUCACGCAGACCCCGUUUAUUAUGUACAUUUGCUGAUUUUAUCUGUUCUGUAUGUCAACUUUCACCAACUAAGCGGUCUGGGAAGAUCUCACUACAUCAGAUGCAGAAGUCUGCUUUCUUUAUUUUCUUUUUCUUUUUUUUUUUUCUUCUUUUUAAGUUUUUGAUCCUUGUUCUAUAAAUUCUGGUCUGUAGUGUUUUAUAGCGUGGCUCUUCUCCUCUAUAACGGUUUCAUAAUGGCGGGUCUCAUAGCCCUGCGCAUUUCAUGUGGUUUAUGCGGAACGUUCAUUAAGCGUUCGGUAAAGAGUGAAUUUCAAACGUCAGGCCAAGACGGCCACAUUCUAUCUAAUUUGCAGGCGGUUUUGUUUACAAUUUGAUUAUAUUAGCCCCGAGUUUUAUUUUGAUUUACUUUCAAUUCCUGACAUUUCACACUUUUUGCAGUUCUGUAUUUUUAAAACCCGUUCUUUCUUCACGCGAUGUGAUCGAUAACAUGUCACCAGAAUGACAUACCUUUUUUUUUAAAAUUUAUUUUUGUGUUUGCGCUUUGCAUACAGGUUCCCAGCUUCACAUGUGCAUCGCCUGCAGUUUUGAUCUGUUUUUACAGUUUAGGCUAAAGUCAACACUAGGUGUUUGGCUAAAGCCCGUGUGGAUUUAUAGUGAGAGUUCUAUGGAAAUCCAAACACAUUUUUCAGAGCCCCUCUGUCAUCAGCUGGCUCGGCCACUGGGAAGAGGAAGCCUUUAAUUUGUGUUGGAUCAGAGGCAGGCCAUGAAUCAGCACCUGGCAAGGCUGGGACGUGACUCCCCAGAGACCGGUUCAGUGAACACUCUUUGCAGAGUCUGCGCUGGAUCUCACCUCUUACCUGAACACCGACACAUUACAUUUCUUUGUUCAUUAAUUGGAACCUUUGAGGGCUAAAUAAAGCCUCUCUGUUCUGGAGCUAUCCAGAAACUGCUAACAGGGAUAAUCUAGGUCGGAGGUAUUGCUGAAUUGUGCUAGUGACUCAUCACUAAACAGCUGGCUAGCAUUGGAAGAUCAUCAUCCUGCUAUUUGUUUGCCAUUUUGAAGAAAUAAUAUGCACCUUAAAUCAACUCUCUCCUAAGUCUCUCUCUCUAGCUUGCCAAGACCAUGCAGCAGCCAUAAGCCAUACAUCAGACUGUGAGUAUGUUCAUUCAUGAAAUUAAUGAAUGAAGCUACUUGUCUAAGUAAUAAAUGUCAUUCAGAAACAUCUGCAGUGUCUGGGUAAGAUAUCACUGCUGUAUGAAAAUCAGAAAACCACAUUAAGGAAUAUGCCUUCUUAAAGGGGACAGAACUACAUGACUAAGUGUGUAUCUCAUUUUAUCCGUCGUUUAGUUCCAUUGUGUAUAUAAUUAACGUCUUGCUAGUAUGGUAUAAAGCACAUUAUACAAAUAUACAAGGGGAGCAGCUGGCCAUAGGUGUAAAAAUUAACACUAGGACGUACUCUUUUUAUGGUGUGCAGAAAAGGAUUGUGGGAAUUGUUGUAGGUGAGUGAUAUUUGGUAACAGGGAUGGGCCAUACACCUUAUUACCUGGGGAUAGAUCUCUCCCAACUCUGAUCAACUACUGUGCAUUCACCGUGAGACCUUGCUCUGUGCCAGGAUGCUAAUUACAUCACGUUUUUUAACAUUUACCCACCCAUCCUAGGUGAUGUUGUUGAACCAGAUUCCCGUAUGAUGACACAUACUGUCUUCAUGUUUAAAGGUGUACAGACAUACGGAGUCUGUGACUAAGCCAAAAAUGACGCAAGAGACCUUUCUGUUUGCCGUAGUUGGCCGUAUUGCCCGUUCCUACUCAUCUAAAAACCUAUCAUAGAUCACAGCUGUUACAAGGAACCCCAUAGGUUAUAUCUACCCAAAGGGUCAAUAUUGGACCUAAAUGCCACCUAGACCCCCUCUGAACAAGACAUACUGCAGUCCUAGGCCAUUGUCUCACCCCACCCACCCCCCAGUGUACAGUGAUACCCCUCUAAACAGUGACGGGAGGAAGUUUUCUAGUGGCUGUGUAUUAGACAUUUAUGGGAAACAUUUGUACUACGUAUUUAAUUAUUAAAAACUGAGAUGAUGUCCACAUAUAGAUUGUGUUAGAAUCCUGAAUAUUUAGCAAAUAAGCCCAAAUAAAGUAGGGGUGUGGCCGUGCGCAGGGCCGUUCUGAGAAAUUUUAGGUGACUUACUAAUAACAAUUAGUACAAAUAAAAUGUAAUUUAUAUCGAGAACAAUCUAUUUUACUCAGACUUAUUUCUAAACACAUUUAUUGUAGAUUAAAGACACAUUACUUGGAGUAUUAUUGCUGUGGAGCUCUGUUAUACAUUCAGACACAUUACUGGGAGUAUUAUUGCUGUGGAGUUCUGUUAUUCACUCAGACACAUUACUGGGAGUAUUAUUACUGUGGAGCUCUGUUAUACACUCAGACACAUUACUGGGAGUAUUAUUGCUGUGGAGCUCUGUUAUACACUCAGACACAUUACUGGGAGUAUUAUUGCUGUGGAGCUCUGUUAUACACUCAGACACAUUACUGGGAGUAUUAUUGCUGUGCUCUGAGCUCUGUAUUAUUACACACACAGACACAUUACUGGGAGUAUUAUUGCUGUGGAGCUCGUUAUACACUCAGACACAUUACUGGGAGUAUUAUUGCUGUGGAGCUCUGUUAUACACUCAGACACAUUACUGGGAGUAUUAUUGCUGUGGAGCUCUGUUAUACACUCAGACACAUUACUGGGAGUAUUAUUGCUGUGGAGCUCUGUUAUACACUCAGACACAUUACUGGGAGUAUUAUUGCUGUGGAGCUCUGUUAUACACUCAGACACAUUACUGGGAGUAUUAUUGCUGUGGAGCUCUGUUAUACACUCAGACACAUUACUGGGAGUAUUAUUGCUGUGGAGCUCUGUUAUACACUCAGACACAUUACUGGGAGUAUUAUUGCUGUGGAGCUCUGUUAUACACUCAGACACAUUACUGGGAGUAUUAUUGCUGUGGAGCUCUGUUAUACACUCAGACACAUUACUGGGAGUAUUAUUGCUGUGGAGCUCUGUUAUACACUCAGACACAUUACUGGGAGUAUUAUUGCUGUGGAGCUCUGUUAUACACUCAGACACAUUACUGGGAGUAUUAUUACUGUGGAGCUCUGUUAUACACUCAGACACAUUACUGGGAGUAUUAUUGCUGUGGAGCUCUGUUAUACACUCAGACACAUUACUGGGAGUAUUAUUACUGUGGAUCUCUGUUAUACACUCAGACACAUUACUGGGAGUAUUAUUGCCGUGUAGCUCUGUUGUCACUCAGCCAAAUUGCUGUGGAGCUCUGUUAUACACUCAGACACAUUACUGGGAGUAUUAUUGCUGGGGAGCUCUGGGAGUAUUAUUGCAGUGGAGCUCUGUUAUACACUCAGACACACCAACAUUAUGGAGCUCCUAGAAAAGAGAGAAAUUAGGAGAGAAAACAGGAAUUAUCCCUCCUACACAAGGACACUUGGGAGGUAUGGACAGCUUAGUUGUUCUUGGCUUCAUCUGGGCUUUCUUUUCUGUUUAACAUAUCAGGUAAGAAGUUUUAAGAUCUUCGUAACUGGGCGAUUAACUUUGCAUCUGGUGCACUUCGGUCGGCCUUAGAACUGAUCAUUUGCUUUGGAUAUAACUGGUAUUGGAGAAGCUGCCUGGUACUGUACCCGGUAUAUUCCAUGUAAUAAGAUUGGUCUAUACAAUUAGUCUCCUAUAUUGUUCUACAAAUGUGAUGAUUUGAUCUACAACAAAACUUUUAGAAUUUAUUGCUCACAAUACCUACAUCUCUGUAGAUUAUGUUGCCAUUUGUGACAAUCGUAACCGGUUUUAAAAACCACGUGCAGGCUGUUUUUGUCAGAUAAAAUGUGUAUUUAAAGUACAAUCCACAUGACUUUGGAGCGUUCCUGUGUUAAAAUCAUUGCUUUCAGAGCCUGUGAUUGUAUUUUUUUCGUACUGCGAGCUUAUUAGAGUGGGUGGAAUUCCAAUCCACUGGGCAUUAAAGGGAUCCCGUUUACCUGGCAUUAUAGGCUCUUGGAGUGCCAGCCUCCAUCGGCGCCCUUCAGCCACUUACCUUAAUCCAGUGCUGGUGACCUCUCCUCCCCUGGUGACGUCUGUUCCCGAGUGGGGAUCUUUUUUUAUGCUGGAGGUCCGUGAGGACGUCCAGCGUCAAAUAAGUGCGAUUUACUCAGUGUUAAUCGCGGAAGCGGCCUCUCGUGGCUGUCAGGGAGACACACUAGAGGCUGGAUUAAUCCUGCAGUGAAAACAUAGCAGAUUCUCUAAAAUUUCUAUGUUUACACUGCAGGGUUAAAACUAGGGGGACCUGGCACCCAGAUCACUUCAUUGAGCUCUGUUCCCUUAAUCAUAACGUUUUAAUGUUACACAAGAGAAAAGGCUCCCUCUGUGUUCGCAGCCAUUUCCCAGGAUUAUUUAUUUUCUUGUUUCCAAACCAGCUGGCAUGCUGAGGGCUGCGAGUUCAAUGGACAAGAAGAACGAAUUGGAACAAAGGUUGUCCCAAAUCUGAUUUUAUUACUUCUCUCAAGUGUCAGCCUUGAAUGCUCUCCUCUAUGGCUUUAAUAUUUCCAUAUCUCUCCAUCCAUAGAUUGCUUUGCAUUGAAUUGUAACCUGGCUCUGUUGUGGACUGCCUAAUGUGAAUUCUGUUCAAAAACGUGUCAUCCACUUCUUCCCUACUAGAUUGCGCCUGCGUGUAAAAGCCUUGUAUCUACAGUAUUGUCCUCCCAGCCUCCCUACAUGCUCUUUCAGUUGUCCUUAUUUUUUUGUGUGUGUCUGGUCUCUUGUCCAUGAAUAUUCGCCUUCGUCUGCCCUCCAUCACUCAUAGCCCUCCCACCUGCCUGCACAGUCUUUAUCAAUUCCCCCAUUUAUUUAUUAAUUAUCUCCAUGGUGCAUGGUAAAGAUGGAGUGACCCCUCGCCCUGCACAGAAUUCCUGACUCGUUUAAAGUUUAUUUUACAGAAGGGGAAACCAGUAACAAGCGCCAAAUAAGUAAGGGAAAUUAGAUCAUCUUUGGAGGAACCCUGUGAUGCUGAUAAGAGUUCCUGCAAACUGACAGCUAGUUCUUACUAUAGAUUAAUCUGUAAGAUCCAUUAUUCUGGUGACUUUCUUCGAGCAUGUUAAAGAGAAUAUCGGAUCGAAAUGUUAUACAAUUCAAGAUUUUCCUAGUCUUGACAUCAGAAAAUAUAGAUUUUAUUAAUGAAAGGAGGCUCAUAUUAUGCAUUAACCUUCUUUACUAAACUCCAGCAAGAAAGAAUAUUUCAAUAAAGUUUAGUGAAACAAUAUAAGAAAAAACAGUCACGUAACUGCAAUGGGAUAUCCAAUAGCUUUUUAAAAGUAGAUUCUGAAGACCAAUCUGCAGCUUUAAAUAAAUCUGAUAACGUGCCUCCUGCCUGGAAAACGUUAGUAGACAUAGCUCCUCUGGAGGAGUGAGCUCCAAAUAUAGAAAUAUCAAUACCUGCCAUAGACAUAGUUUGUCUUACCCAUCUGGCUAAAGAUGUAGAGGUGACAGGGAGAAAAGGUUUUCGAAAGGAGAUUAGCAAUUGAGAAAAGUUAGUGUCUUAAGGAAGAGAUUUAAAGCUCGUACGUCUGAAGACCGUUAAACACAAAUAAAAGAGGGUGAUCUGAAAAAAAAGGAUAGAAAACUAAACUAAAUGUAGGUUAGUUUUAGUACGUCUAACUAUAAAAAAAAAUUGAACCCCAUCUGGGGUGUAUUGUCUAUUAUUGAGGUCCAAAGCCUUAACAUCAGAAACUCUUUUUUUUUUUUUUAAAGAAAUGAGACAAAGUAAAACGGAAAGUUUAAAUUAUAGGAAUUUUAAAGCUAAUGAGUCAUCACUCCAAGAUUCUAAUAACUGGAGAAGCAGGUUAACAUCCAAUGUAGAAUUAUAUCUAGAGCUAAGAGGGCGUUUUAAUCUAAUGCCCUUCAUAAGUCUUCAGACCUAGGGGUGUCUGCCCACUGGAAAGGAUUCAGUCGGAUUAUGGUUCGGUAUGCUUUCUCUGAGUCAAAAGCGGAAGACAAAAAAAUUAAGUACAUGUGCCAAAUCGGAAUGUGUGAGAUCCACAGCCCGUUCCAUGCACCAAUUAAGCUACAUUUUCCAGGCUGAUCCACUCUAGGCACCCAGACCACUUCAGCUUAAUGAAGUGGUCUGGGUGCCUGGUCCAGCUAGGGUAAACCCAUUUUUUAUAAACAUAGCAGUUUCAAAGAAACUGCUAUGUUUAUAAAUAGGUUGAUCCAGCCUCCAAAUCCUCUAGUGGCUGUCUCAUUGACAGCCGCUAGAGGCGUUUGCGUGCUUCUCACUGAAAAUCACAGUGAGAAGAUGCCAGCGUCCAUAGGAAAGCAUUAUGAAUGCUUUCCUAUGAGACUGGCUGAAUGCGCACGCAGCUCCUGCCACGCAUGCGCAUUCAGCCGAAGAGUAGUAGAAGAGGCGGAGAGGAGGCGGAGAGCUCCCCGCCCGGCGCUGGAGAAAGGUGAGUGUUUAACCCCUUCCUCUCCCCAGAGCCGGGCGGGAGUGGGACCCUAAGGGUGUGGGCACCCUCAGGGCACUAUAGUGCCAGGAAAACGAGUAUGUUUUCCUGGCACUAUAGUGGCCCUUUAACUUGCACGGGUACCUGGUGCCCAUGCUUCUGAGAAAAUGUUUUCUAGUUUAAUCUAAAAACUAUUUGAGUCAUGUGAACUGAUAUAAGUGAUGCUAUUAGUGGUAAUUGGUCUGACACCACAAGUGGAUGGAGGUUCGCGUCUGGAUCGCUAAGAGAAUCUCGACGCAUUUGUAUGAGUCUCGGAUAAUCUAUCAGCAUGCUGAGAAGUUGAGGGAACCACAGCUGUGAUGGCCAAUGAGGAGUCACUAACACUAGGGUUGAUCUCUGAGACAAUGCUUUUAACAGAAUCCGAUAUAUCAUCGCAAACGGUGGGAAUGCAUAAUUGACUCAGUUGUUCCAGCAUUGAAGAAAUGCAUGAUCUAAUGCUUCUGGGUCUGGACGCCAGCUGAAAUUUUUUUCUAACUGACAAUUGAGACGUGAUGCAAAAAGGUCGUAUUGCAAUGGGCCCCAUAGGGAACAAAGGCGCUGAAAAAUGCUGGGAUCCAGCAUCCAGUUGCUAUAAUCUACUAGGAAAUGGGAAUUGCAAUCUGCUAUCGUAUUGGACAGGCCAGGAAGAUGUUCUCAAAACUAUGUUGCGAUCGAGGCAAAAAUGCCAUAAGUCUUUGGCAAUGUCUGCUAGUUGUUUGGAUUUUGUGCCUCCUAGUUUUUAGAUUCACGUAUUGAACCGCUGAAAUAUUGUCCAUCUUGAGAAGGAAGCAACAAUUGGAUUUUCGCAGAACUGGGUAAGGUGAAGUAUCCUGCCAUGAGCUCCAGGCAAUUUAUAUGCAAGUGUGUCUCUGUCAGAGACCAUUUUUGCCUUUUAAUUGGGAAAGGUACCUGUCUUUGGGAUUUGAUAGGAAAUCUAUUUUGUAUCCCAGAACUGUAUUUAAGAUCCAGGCAUCGUUUGUAAUCUGACUUCAGACAUGGAAAUAGUGAGAAAGUCUGCCUCCCAAUUUUUCUGGACAAGAAAGGGGAAUUGUCGUAAUCACCAGACGAUGAUCAGAAGCGAGACAUUCCUCAAUGACCUCUGGAUCUCCAUGGUCUGCCACAAAGUGGGAAAGAUGGAGAUGUCUGCUGUGUGUUAAAUGAGGAUCUGUUUGCUUGGAAUGAGCUUCUUGUCUGGUUUGAGAGAAGCGGCUGGAAGAGCGGUUCCGUCCUCUUCCAGCCCUUCCAAAAACCUUAGGGCUGAAAAUUCUUUUCAGUGAAGCUUAAGCUUUGUCUAAGGAACUAAAUCGCUUUACAUAUUUAUUAAUAAAUGAGUCUCCAAAUAGGAGUCCUUCUGCUGCUAGUCCUGGUUCUGUAGUGGCUAAGUUAGCUAAUUGUGGGUCAGUCUUUGAGUAUUGACCUUCGUCUUCUGUGGUUAGAGCUGUAUUAGCGUUUCCUAGAAAACAUACAAUUUGUUGUGUCCAUCCUCUAAGGAUGUCAAUACUGGGCGAACUCCCUGAAGCAGCUUGUUCUAGGAAUUCAAAUAUUUUUGCCACAGGACCAAAAAUAUCCAUUAGCUUGUCUUGACAAGAUUUUAGUGACCUGUCAGGUCCUUUGUUGGGAUUCUUCCCUGAUGUUGUUAGAAAUUGUAUUAAAGUAGGCUCUAAGUCAGGGGUCUGUGUGACCUUUUUGAGCUAAAGGUGGUCUAGGGCAUUCAGCCCUCAGCUUAUUCCUAGCUGCCUGGUCAAGGGGUUUCCUUAGCCAAUAUUGAAGGUAUUUGGCAACAUGAGCCAUCGGAACCCAUUCAGCUGGACGGGGAUGUUUUUAUAUUAUCUGGAUUAAGUAAAGGUUUUCCUGCAGUAUCCGUGAUAACGUUUUCACCAUCAGGUACCUCGGAGUAUGCAGAAUAAUCAGAAUCCACAUCAGAUUAUUCAUCUUCAGAAGAUGAGGAUGAAUUGUCAGAGGAGUUUUUAGAAGAGUCAGAUUUGCUCCUGUGAAUGGCCAUCCGAGUUCGUUUGUAUUCCUCACGAGCAGAGGGUCUUUUAAGUAAGUUCCUCUCCUCAAAUUUGCGUUUUCAUUAUUGGCCAUUCCCUUUUUUUUUUUUUUUUAGAUGCUUUAAAGCAAGAAGGGGAAUCAUAAGGACCUUCAAAACAAUGUUUACACUUCUGAGUGGCCUUCCCAGAUCUCCUGAAACCUUGCGUCAAAUUCCUUUCAGACUCCACAGAUGACCAAAAUUGGUCAGAGGGAGUAUUAAUUACCUCCGUCUGUUGCGCAGGUUUGGUAGAUUGGCUGAUAGCAUGAGCCACAGGUUUUGCAAUUGCCUCUUGCAUAGAGGACAUAACAGAAAAUAUUGCAGAUGAUACUGAUUUGUUGUCAGAUAAAUUAACAAUACUCUGUAACGAGUCCUCAGUGAGGAUUUCACAUUCAGCAUUAGCACCAGUAAUUGGUGACUGCGGAAGAGUUUUCUUAGACUCUUUAGAAUUCAUAAUAAUCAAAUUCUAGUAGUCUGCAGUAAAGGAAGUUAUAACUUGAUAUAUUGCAAUAUAAUUACAAAAGUAUUAUUUGGUAAAAUAACCUGAACUGGAUACAAAUUGUGUCAAAGUAAUCUUUCUCAGAGAAGAAACAAUGUCAGCUGAAGGAAUCUGCUGAGGUAAAGUAGGCGGUAAUGGGCAUGAAAGAGCUGCCUCAAUGACUGAACUGUUUGUAAAUGAAAAUUAUAAGAGUAUAAUUGUAAUAUUGUUCGAGUUUUGCUGCGAACGGCCUCGCGAAUUAACUUCGGCCAGUAGCAAUAACUUCAUGUUGUUUUACUUUUGCUUUUUGGACUCUGCCUCGUAGAAGAGAGAGCAUGUAAAGCAUUGAGAUGUGGAAGCAGGUGUUGUGUGGUCAGGAAGGAGCACAGUGAAGGUGACGUUCAGCCUGUGCGCGUAGAGUUGGUCACUUUUUGUGUCCGUUGAAUGGGUGUCAAUGUUUCAACUCUGGUCUUUGCCAAGUCGUGAUACUUGGGCGGUCACCUAAACUUGAUAUCCUCUCUUUGAUACAUUACAUAGAUUCACCUUUUUUUUUUUUUUUUUUAUCAGUAAAAGCCUUGUCAUCAGGUUUAAUCAAUGUAAUAUAUUAUCACCACUUAAUCUGCUCCCAGUCGCGUGCCAAGUCCAUUCUGUUCUGCUUCAUUUUUUGAGUGGAAGCGAAGUGAUUUAAAGACCUUCUCUGGAAUUUCCCACCUAACUGAUAUAAAACUGUUUACGUGUUCUUAGCACAGAGCUCUGAGUUCUUCCUAAAUAUCUUAUCCCAGACAUUCUUAUUGAUCUGUUUUGCAGUAGAUCUAAUCUUAUUAGACUGAUGGACUCUCCUUUACACGUCACCAAUAAACCCAAGCCUAGGUUGUGAUUCUUUGACAUGUUAUAUCAUGUUCUCAGCUCCUUGUAUCUGUGCCAGAUUACCUGCUUCGUUAAACUUUCAUAAAAGGGGACAUUCGGUUUCCCUCAUGGGCUUUAAAUCAAACCUUUUAUUAAACCAAACCAACACCUCCCCACCCCAGCAAAGAGAUUACCUCUUCAUGUUCAAUUAAAGGUGUGAUGCUGGGAUACUGGAGGAUCCGUUUAUGUUAAAGGAAUUCACUCCAAGAAAUCAAUGAUACCGAACGUCUGUAUUGAUGUUUAUUCUUGCUGCCUUGACAACCAACCCUAAAGUGUUUGCUUUUGUGACUCGGCUCUUUUGAUAACCCUUAUUAAUUGAAGAGUCCAUCUGACAGCUGGUAUUUCCUUGUAGCAAAAAUAGAAUAGCUAAGCUUGUUACGGUUACAAUUCUACGCUUGCCCAACACGUAUAACGAAUGCAGGUACAGAAAACUGACCAAAGUAACUCAAAACAUUCAGCAUCCAUUUUUUUUUUUUUUUUUUUAAUCGUUGCCAACUUUACUGAUUUGUUAUUCAGCUGCCAUCUUUCCAGUUAUCCUUGAAGCAGACGUAGCCAAUCGGUAGCUCCCCAGCUGUUUUUGCACUACAAUCCGUAAAGCUGACCGGCCGCAUUGUGGGAAUUGCAGUUGUUUAGCAGUUUGAGAUCCAAUCUUUGCCUGUAUUUUCUUCAGAGAUUUCUGUAACUUGCUGGCAAACAGACACUUCUAUAACUUUAUUAUCACCUUACGGGGGCAGAUUAUGGGAACGACUGAAACGUUAACAGCUGUACAUAUUAAACAAUGCUCUCUGUUGAUCCCACAGACGUCUCCUUCCAAACGUCACGAGAAUUAGUUUAUGUAAGUGCAGGUGGAUAAUGACCCCAUCCCCCACACCCUGCCAGGUUUUAUCCCUAAAUCACACAUGGUUGCAUAUGUAACCGGGCGGAGAAAAUCUGCCUCACUCGCCAAAACGAAACACAAAAACAUUAAUUAGCUUGUUUACCUGCGCAGUGUGUGAAUUGGUGUAAUUUAAUUAGUGUUUUCUGUUUGCUGGGAAGCCGGGAAGUUAUUGCAGGGGGGUAGUUAUGGUUUGGUUACAAUUAUAACAUUAUUUUCUCUGUAUGAUACAAUACAAAUAAAAAAUAAAUACUUUCUCCUUUUGUGUGCCUAAUGCAGAGGUUUUAACUACAGCUUCCUGAAGACAUGCAAAGCCUCGUGGGAGUUGUAGUUCUACAAGAUCUGGGGAUUUACUUAUUGGGCACCCCUGCUAUGUGUAUUAUUUAAAUUAUUGUUCCCCCUAAAUUUAAUUUUGAAAAAUAAAUUAAAUUCACUUGCUUUAUUUGCAGUGUUGAGACUCACUCUUUGCAGCCACCCAAUACCUUUCCUCCAUAGCUUCUCAUUGAGAAACAGAAUUGCAAUGUUUUACACUGUUUUUAGAACACCUGGAACACAGCACCUUCAUGUGAGAAAGUGGUCGGAGUGGCUAUUGUGGUUCUUUAAUUGCGAACCUUGUAAGUGGAUUCUGUAAGCACCGUUACUGCAAAGGCUGAUUGUACAGUCAAAUGUUGUGGUUAUGGUGCAAGGAGACUCCACAGCCUAUGGUUACUAUUCAGAUCUGAACAUGAAGUGACGACACUUCUCUAUCCGUGUUUGUCAAUAUGCCCCAUUGUUUGUAUGUAAUCUCUACCAAUGCAGAAACUGUAGUUAGAAUUCAAACUGACAAUAAAGGCAAAUACUCUGCAUACAGCGUGUGUAACAAUUUCGUGAUAUUAAAGUUCUUUAUAACGAUUUCACAAGUUUAGAACAGGCUGUUCUCCCUUACGGACCAUGUUCCGUUCCUACGAUUUGGUCGUAAAAAGAAUUGGUCGGUAAGUGAAGAUGCGCUCACCAGCAUGUGCAAGAGAGCAGGUCUACAUUCGGAGGAAUUCCUCCGAACAUAGACCAGCUCAGUAAUGUGGGGAAUCUCCAUGCUAGAGAGCUGGUCGUUAAGUGAGGACGACCCGUAAUGUGCUGCUUUAUUCAUUUCCCGGCAGAUUUAGGGUUGGCAAGCUCACUUUAGUGAUUCUGACACCAAGAGUGGCCUGAUUCCCUCCCAGUGUAAUUUGUCAAACGUUUUUUUGGACUGUUUGGCAACUUGCCUGGGUGCCCACGCCGCAUAUCCUAGCUCAGAGAUUCGCCUGUGGUAGAAAGCAAAGUCUGGGGUGGCACCAGGGCACUCCAGCACCAUAAUUACUACAGCAGCCUGUAGUUGUUAUGGUGGUUGCAGUGUUUCUCCGCUUAGCACAGAAGCAGAUUCGUACAGGCCCUGCUGCCUUCAGAUAGUCUUCCGAUCUAUGGCAGCCUAGCCAAAGAAUCACAUGCUGGGACAAUAAAAUAUGUUUGUUGGCUUGUGGUGAAGGAACAUCUGCAGAUAAGGCUGGCCUGGCGUAGUGAGCAGGCAGAUCGACUUGGACAACAGCAUUUCUCUUCGUCCUUCCUCUGAAUAAUACUUUGGGGCUUUUUACUCCUUAUACAAUCUCCACGCUGUCGUCACGCUAAAGUAAACAUGUUUACAGUCUGUAAAAGAGGGAUUUUUAAUUCCUGUUUUAUAGUGAUUAUUGAAUAUAAUGAAGAAAGUGGAGUCCUGAUGCAGUCUGAAUCCGCAUAUUUUUCUCUCUUUUAUAAUUGUUUUUUUUUUUUAUUAUUCAUUUAUUUUUUUUUAGAAGAAUUUUCUAAGUAUCUUAUGCUGAACCCUGAUAGAAAUGUGCUUUUAAAUGGUGUUAUCCCUUUAUUGUAGGAACAUGUUCUCUAAUCCAUCCAUGCCUGUUUGUUUGAAUUAGCGUGAAAUCGUGUUUAAACUCUGAGUAAAGUUAAUCAUAAUAAACCGAUUCAUGUUGCUGCCCCUGUAAGGCUCCAUUCUGCACAGUUCUCACUACCACUGAUAUGACUCUGUGCCUGCAGAGCUUGCAGUCUAGGUAUUGAUCCUAUAAGAAAUAAACAGCCCAAGCUGUAUUGGGGAUUUUCAGCUAUAUACCAGAUUACAAUUUAACAAACACUUUUUUUUUAUGUAUUUGGUUUUGGAAAUAUUUAAUCUGUUCCUUUUUAUCAGAGCAGGUGAUGAAAUUCAAGGCUGAAUCGUUUAUUCAUUAACUGCUUUUGUAUGGCGUUUUAUUCCGAUAGCGCGCUAUCACCGGAGUGUGAAAAGCUUUCUGUUCUGUAGAUGCUCUAUCAAUACAGACUUACAGUGCUAGCUAUUAUAAUUCUAUGUUUUGUAAAUGUUUACUUUUAACAUUGCUAGUUAACCCUUUCAGAACCAGUCGGCACUGAAAAAUAGUAAAAAAAAAAAAAAAAAGUCUGUCCUUGUUCUGAUGGGGUUAAAUAGCAAGUCCUCCUCUCAAGAGUAAAUGUCAGUAGCUCCUGUCUGUAAGGUUCUCGAUUGCAUCGGAGUCCACAAAUUAGCCUUGGUUUGGUAAAAGGUCAGAUUUACUCAAUACUAAGUCUUUCCAGACAUUGCUGCAGUUAACCUGUUAAGGUAUUGUAUGUCUGUAAAGAAAAAGUCCAGGCCAAACCUUUCUGCCAUUUGAUUUUAUGUCCGAUCAUUUAUUUCAGAGGAUGGGCUUUACGACCUUUUUAAACCGUCUCUAUCCAUCUGUUAACUUUUAAUUGUGCACGUCGUUCUGAUUUAGGCCAUAUGGAAAUUAAUGUAAUAUUUCUUGACGUGACCCUUAUCAUUUAAUAAUUUUGAUUUCUUGUGCACCUCGGCAUUCCACGUCCCUUGUGGUUCUCUGCAUUUUGGUCGCGGCAGUUUUGAGCCUCCUCAAGUUCUUUUUUUGACGUUCUUUAGACAGUGGAGUCUUUGCUGCUGGGAGACUUUGGCAAUGAACUUGUGUGUCCCAAUCGCAAAGACAUCUUACUUAAUCAUUACCCCGACCAUCGCGUCUUGUGUCUUUAGCCGUACGUGAACGGCGUGUACACAGUUUUUCGUCUGAUCUCUUUGACCUUGUUGGUGUGGCUGCUUUCUGAAGAAUUCCUACUAUCGCUGGUACAAAGUCCAAUUGCUGCUUGUAUUUUGCACUUUCUCUCGAAACAAAGGCUUUUAUCUGGAAUUCAUGGUAUCUGGUGGCAUGCGACGAAAACAGGUUUACUUUUACCUUCUAGUUUAAAUCCUGUUACACUGUGUCAAUCAGCAAGACGACCAAUGGGAGCUUAGAAAGGCACCGCGUGUUCUCUUGUUUACAUCCAUUGCGUGUUAUUUGUGUGUAUGUAAAUCAUUAACCCCUUCAUGACCAUGGUAUGAGACAAAACUCUUUAUAAUUACAACAGGUUUUCAUUGGGUGUGGAACUUGAACACGUCCUGCUGCUUAACCGGUUUGUCCCAUUGAGGAGAAAUCGAUGCUACCUUUUUAUUUUUUUUUAUUUAUUUUUUUAACCCCCCCCCCCAUUAAUGGAGGUUUUUUUUAGGUACUCACAUUACAAUGUAAAUGUUAUUCCUUUUUUUUUUUUUUAUUAUUUACUGUGGCCCACGGGGUUAAAGUUCAAGUCUAACCCCUAUAACUACUACACCAUAACUGUUUUUUUUGUUGUUUUUUUUACACUUCAGCCCAUUUAGGGACUAUGGUCCCAGGAGUCCCCUUGUGCCAUUCCAUGCUAAGUAUUCAAACCGUUUUGCUCCCCCAGGCUCCUGCGGUACUGCUUCUCUUAACAGAACUUUCUGAAGUGAUUAUGGUGCUUACAGGAUCCCUUUAAUGGUUCCCACAUAAUGUAAGGAGCAGAGAUGGAUCUUGCCCUUUAAUUGCCCUUUAAUAUCCAUACAUGCAAAUGAGUCUCUCUUGGCACAUUUAGCUGAAGCAGCUGGCUGAUUGUCAUAGAGUUGUAGUUUGGGAAGAGUUGAUUUACCGGCUGCCUAUCCCCAUGUCAUUGUAUUUGACCACAACUACUUUCAUCCUGUGCAACGUAAUGGGCGUUAAACAGUUGGCCAGCCAAUCAAAGGUUUCUUGCCCAGGAUUGGAAUGUAAUGUAGCCGAGACUGGCCGGACAUCUCAUUCUGGCAGAGUUAAAGGAUUAGUCUGUGUAUAAUCUAUUAAUUGUCACAUAACAACCCCCAUGGACUGCUUCAGGCUGACCACACUGUCUCUAUCUCAGAGCUAACUUGAGCCUCUUUUUGAAAUAAUUUUUUUGGCCCCAAGGCGUUUCUUAGGAAUUUGUCCGAUUACAUAACUAUGAGCCUCAAGACAGACAGCCGGCCAGCUGCUGCGUGCUCUAAAUAUCAGCUAUGGCCUGAAAUAUAUUCUGGGCAGACUGCGGAGCUUGGUUGGUAUCUGCAGGACAGAUGGAUGUCACAAGCAAGAAUCUGUUAAGAAAUUUUCCCUUUGGAAAAUGCUAUUAUUCCCUUAACUCCCGAGUCGCCUGCUUACAUUUUUAAAUGGGCGUUUGUAGGUUUACUUUAUAACACUGUAGCAUAUUAUAUACAUUUAUCUAUAUACGGUUUUAUUCCACGGGCAGUUAAAAACAUGUGGCGUUGGUUACGAAAGGUAUAAUUUAAACUGAUUUUGAAAUUUAAAGACAAACCUGAAUUGAAAGCAUAGUUGGCUUGGCGAAUUUAUUUUCAGUUUGCUAUUUUGAUCUUUAAUUCCAUAUUAAAGGGAUUCUCCAGGCAGAGUAGUUUACUCACCUGGUUCCAGCGCCGGGAGCCUUGUGAAGCCGCGCCCCUUAUUUUGUCAAAAUGACGAAAGAGGCGGGCGCGAGCAGGGAGCAAUCAGACGCUUCUGAAGUCCUGAGCGCACUACCGCGCAAGCGCGUGGUGUGCGCGGCCGUGAUCUGAGAUGACAGCUCAGCUCGAAGUCUUUGCCCGCCCCCUCUCCUCUGCUGAAGGGCAGGAGAGAGAAGGCGCGCACACAGUGCCUUCUCUCUCCUGCACACGUCAGACGUAUCUUAAUACGUCUGACGUGUACAAGGCCUUUUUAGGGCCCUACAUGAUAGGAAGUCCCUCUGGGGACCGUCUGAGUGACGGCCACUGGAGGUAUUCCUAUCAAUCAAUGUAAACACUGUAUUUUCUUUGAAAAUACAGUGUUUACAUUAGAUUGCCUGCAGGGAGCUAUAGAUCUCACCUGAACAAAUACAUUAAGCUGUAGUUGUUCAGGUGACUAUAGUGUCCCUUUAACUUUGAAUUACGCCCUAUGCUGUUGCUACAUUGAGCAUUUGAGAGUAUUGACCAUGGAACUGCACAUUUUUUCAAUUCAGGUUUAUCCUUAAAUUUGCAACUCUGUAAAUUUGUCAAAUUCCACACUAUGUCCAGUUUAGUGAAUAAACGUCUCUAUUCUGCUAGGAGAACAGGUUCCAUCAGCUGAUUCAUGGGGUUGCCUACCUGGGUGUAGACAUCAUGCUUGAUAGUUGAAAUAUGGACUUUAUUGCGUUCAGCCUAAUCCAGUCUCCCAAGUUGAACACGUGGCCCAGUGUACACUGCAUUCCUUCAGAGCGUGUUAAACCUUCUUUUCAUGUUACGGCAGUGUACCUGGACACCUCGAAGGCAACCAUUAUUUCUGGCCUCUAUAACAGGAAUUCCAGUAAGCUCCAUAAAGCUCUACCUGGUAUAUUAAAUGGUUUUUAAUGUUUGAAAGAAAACGUACAUAUUUUUUAUUUUUUUAUUUUAUUAUUAGAUUAAUAUUAUAUUAAUCACUGGCCCUCCUUUAUAAAAAGACUAGUGAUAGCCUAGCAGUAAAUCCUUAGCUUUUGUGGGACCACAACAUCCAUGAUACUUAGCCAGCCGUGAACCCAUCCUUGGGACAGUAAAAUAAUUUUUCUUCCUCUAUAACUGGACCAACAGAGAUCACUGCAGAAGUGGUCAAUCUCCUCCUAUGGGAUUGUUUGCUUCCAAUAUGAUAUCAUUAUUCAGCCUCUCGUCAUACUUUGACAAAACCUACUGAAUCGUCUGUGUCUCUCUUUCCAAAUACUCUUAGAACUAAGUGGCCACUAAUCAUUAUUUGAUACAUACAGUAGGCUAAAUAAAUCCUUGAGAUCCAUCUGUUUCACAGACUUGUAAAGGAGAAAACGGAAAAUGACAUUUCAUUCUCAAUCCAUUUUUUUUUUUUUUUUCCUUCCUUGAAUCUAUAUUACAGCAGUUUAAUAGAAACCAGAGGAUUCCCCACACCCAAAGCCUGGCUCCUCCGUUUGGGAUGAGAUAAUACAAUGAUAUCAUAUUUGUAUAGGUUAGCAGUGAGAUGACAAAGGCUUCCUAGUGAAACCUUCUAAUUAUCGCAUCCCAGUUUGAACGGACAUUGAAUUCCAGAAAAUCCUACUUUUAUAUCGAAGUGGACUGACUGCACCCAUGGCCUCUGAACACCAUAAUCAAUACAACAAGUUGUACAAUUAACUCUAGAGGAUUGGGUAAGAAAUGUAAUUUGUCCAGUUACGGCCUCCAUCUGCACGGAAUUCAUCAUAGCUCUGUUAGCUAGGGGACUAGUGGUAUAAAAUUGUUAACAAGGCUUUUUCAGGGUUUCAUUUCUAGGUUAUUUCUAGAAUUCUUCUAUGCAUCUGUCAACUGCUUGAGGUUGCCUUGAGAAACCUUUCCAUUUGGCCACGCGUGAUGACUUUGGUUGUCUGCCAGGACAGUCUGACAUCGGACUAGUAAAAGCUACUGGUAGAAGGUUGCAAUGCAAUGCUCCAGCCCGAGGUUUCAGAUUUUCUCCAUUUAAAAGAUACAGGAUAAAAGAUAUGUGAGAUCAUUACGGCUCGUGGGUCCUAAUUUGUUGCUUAACAGCCGUGGUGGCUAAAAUGUAACCUCACAUUGAAAAGCCUAUGGAGAGUUGAAGUUCUCAUACAGCUGGGGUGAUUAUGUACCAAAUCCCUUUAUUUUCUAUACUUCACAAAUAGAAUGCUGAUCGGUCGAUUUCUUCAAGAUAUUAACACUGUAAUUAAAGUAUAAACCUAUACAACAAGCAUGGUUACAUCGUGACAUUUAAUUCUAAACUUUAUUUAGGUAUAUUUUAAAGAAUGUUAUGGUUUACAGUAUUUGGCUUUAGAACCCUGUGCUUCAGAUUGACAUGUAUUUGGUUUAAGGAACAUAUUGUGCUGAGAACAGGCGUAGUUUGGUAGAUAUUGACCGGGGCCAGAGAGAGGACCCUACACGUUCAACUGGCAUGUGAUGACAAAAAUAUAUUCACACUAUAUAUAGAUCUACUGUGCAGAAGUUACUGUAACCAGCUGUUUGUUAAUCUAGCCUUGUUCCUGAUCUGGUUUUAGAAAAUGGGUGUGCGCCCGGCCGGGUUCCUCUGUUCAUGUAAAACUCCUGAAUCACCUUGAGAUACUAUGAUCAAACUACACGCAUGACUCACAUAUUCACUCUCUAAUUUCACUGUUUUCCAUUGGCUUCUUACAAUAGGUAGCGGAUAUACAAGCUAUUACUUAAGAUAAAGGAUCUUUUUGUGUCCAGAAAGAUUCUGUUAUUCAGAAAAAAGGAAAGCAAUAACCAUUCAUUUUCUGGUUGUGUCUCAAAACAGGGAAACCUUUUGCUUGAAUAAAGUGAAAUCCUAUCCUCACGGAUUAACAAAUCAUGAAAAGCUCCAAGUGAGUUGGAAUAGGUGGAUCAUAGGCGUCCGCAGCCUAUUGUAUAAGGGUGUGCACCCAAAAGCAGAAACACACACGCCGCGUGUAUGUAUGUAUAUGUGUGUGUGUGUGUGUGUGUGUAUAUAUAUAUAUAUAUAUACACACUGCUGUGUGUGAGGGUGCUGUUAGUGUGUGCUUUGUGUGUGUGAGGGUGAUGUAUGUGUGUGUGUGCUGUAUGUUUGUGUGUAAUGUGUGGGGGCCGUUUAGUUAAUAUCCUCCCUCCCUUCUUACCUUAUGUAGGGAGGGGGGACCGUGCUCCUGCCUUCCCUGGUGGUCCAGUGGAGAGUGAACUCUAGCCUCCUGUGGGGCUAGAGUUCACUCUCACGAGAUCUGGGCAUUGCCGCGGUAACCACGGUAAUGCUCCGACCAUGCGAGAGGAACCCGGCGGAGCUGCUGACAAGAGCUCCCCAGGUCCUCUCCUGCCUCCCUCCCCACGGAGGGAUGCACAUAACACGUGCCGCAGGGAUAAGGGUGUGCCUAGGCACACCCCGUGCGCACGCCUAUGAGGUGGAUGCAAUUUUGGGUAUUCAGGGAUUGCUUUUCUUUGUACAGAUGUAAGUAAUGAGCUAUGAAAAAUUUUAAAAAUAAAUAAAUCUCAAAUAAAAACCUAUUUCUGGUAUGUUGCUCUAUUAAAUGUCUAGCUUCAACUGUCCACACAGUCUAAUGGAUAAAAUAUCACCCUCACUGGUUAAACAAGACAAUCUCCCAACUGCUACCUGUCCAUACCUCCCACACUGGUUAAACAGGACCAUCUCCUAACUUCUACCUGUCCAUAUCUCCCACACUGGUUAAACAGUACCAUCUCCUAACUUCUUCCUGUCCAUAUCUCCCACACUGGUUAAACCAUACCAUCUCUGAACUUCUACCUGUCCAUAUCUCCCACACUGGUUAAACCAUACCAUCUCUGAACUUCUACCUGUCCAUAUCUCCCACACUGGUUAAACCAUACCAUCUCUGAACUUCUACCUGUCCAUAUCUCCCACACUGGUUAAACAAGACCAUCUCUGAACUUCUACCUGUCCAUAUCUCCCACACUGGUUAAACAAGACCAUCUCCUAACUUCAACCUGUCCACAUCUCCCACACUUGUUAAACAGAACAAUCCCUUUACAUCUAUCUGUCCACAUCGCCCCCCCGCUCCCCCCUAGACCGUUUAGGGGACUGUUGUAAUGUAUGAUAUAUGUUCAUGCAUUAUCAGAAGCAACCAUGAAUCUCAAUGGCAAAAGGAGCUGUGUGAGCACUCAAAUUUCUUUGUUUUGUUUGGGUGGCUGUCUACAAUUAUUUCUGUAAACUGUGCAAGGACUUCUAGUAUAAAAGCAGAUUCUAUUUGAACUGAUGUUUACAGGAUCAUCACUUUUCAAUCUCGUUUUUGGGCCUGGCAUUAAUCAAAAUUUUUACCUAAUGAAAGUGGUCAGUAAUCCACCAUUUGUUUUCGACACUUUUCCCUACAUAUACUUUACUUGUGAUGUUUUAUUUAAACUGCAUUUAUUAGAGCGAAACAGUGUAAUCAUUUUUGGAGUGUUAGAUGGCUCCUCCUCUAGCUUUUGAGGAUACAGUUAACUGGAACAAUGUCAUCAUUUCUCAGAACCGUUAAGCUGUUUUUCAUUAACUUGCGUGAAUUAGAACAUUAUUCACAGAAUUGUUGGAGGGGUGUGCGAUUAGCGGGGAUUCUUGGCCAGUAUAGUUGAAUAAUUGCCUUUCUCCUAGUUCUGCCUUCUCAUUCUUCCUGAGAGAAUGUUACCAGCCCAUGCUGCUCAAAGGAGUAAGGCACUAAAUGGUACUAGGUAGAGUCUGGCACACUUUCCUUGGCCCAUUUUUCUUCUGGUCUUAUCUGCACUGAUUAGAUUUCAGAAUGAAUGAGUGUAUUUACAUGUGUUUUAAUCUGAGUUUCUGCCAUUAAAAUCUCUUUCCACAAUAUAAAGCGUUAUCAUUUUCUUUUUUCGUUCGCUCUCAACAUGUUGGGCUCUAGACUUUUUCCAUGAUAGAAAUUAGGGAAACGUCAGUAGGUGCUUGCAAACUCCUACAAUGAGGUAUGUCCUCAUACAGUGCUGCUGAUGAGGUCAUUGGUGAUAUAUUCCACCCUGGUUCCAAAAUCUCCAUAUAUUUACAUGUUUGUUCUACCCGAUUUAAGAACAUAUUAACCCUUAAUUGGAUGGUUCAUGCUAUAGACUUUGUUUUUUCCUGUGUGUUUAAACCUAAAUUGUCUUCACCGAUGCUGACUGUUUACUUUGUGUUUCAUAGGUCGUGUCAAAUGCUGCUGGACAAGGGGUUGCUAUUACAGGAAACCAUACAUUCAACAACUGGAACUGGCCAAAUGCUGUCAUCUUCUCUGCUACAGUCAUCACUACAAUCGGUGAGGGAUCUCUUCACUUAGUGUCUCUCAAAUUCGACCAUGAAUGGUCCCAAGAUCUUGGUAGUUUGUCCUUGUAGUAAUACAAAGUGUUUGGCAGACAGCGUGUGUUUUGAAGACUCUGUAUGCAAGAGAGUUUUCUUUGUUUUUUUUAUUACAGACAGAUCCAUGUGAAGAUCCUUGUGUUGAAUUCCUUUCUAUAAUUGUCCACAGACCUACUAAAAUGCUUAGAAGCUAAUUGCUAUAAACGUAUUCUACUUGACUUUGCAAUACUAACCCUAAAUAAACAUUGGAGUAAAUUCUAACAUGUCAUCAUUAAAGCGUUACUCCAACCUUUUUUUGUUGUGAUAAGCAUUAUGUCCCAUUGGCAUUAUUCAAUAAGUCUCCCCACAAAAAUGCUCAAAAGUGUUUUUUUUUUUUGGUUAGGUUUUUUUUUUUUUUUAUUAUGUUUACUAACCUUUAUUCCGGGCAAAGCUCCCGGCGUUACUCCUCUGAGGUCCAAUCAAAGCUUUCUUGUAGAGAAGUCUUUGAUUGGCCGUUUUACUAGCUCAAAACGCAUAUACAUGUUCUGAGCCAGUGAUGGGAGGGAGGGAAUAGAGGAUGAGGGAGGGCAGAGAAUUAAAAAUGUAAUGGAGGGGGACCGGGAGGAUGGAGGGAAUUGGACACGGCAUGUUGUGCACGUGGAUGACAUAUGCACAUAUUUGACAUUCGACAGCCUAGAAGUUCUGGGCUGUCUAAGUUAUGUGUGCUGUGGGUGCAACUUGCCUCGAGCACACCGUUACCAAUGUCUCUGGAUGUGCAGCGUUUUAAGUGGAAACACUGCACUUCUAGACUCCUAUCACCAUGACCACUCCAAAAAGCAGAAGCGGUCACCCUGGUUGGAGUAACCUUAUGAUUUUUCCCGAAUUCCGACCCUAAAUGAUUUAUCUUGGUGUUAUUAAUGUCUUAACCCUAAAACAAUACUUAUUCCUUUGGUAUAACAGUACUGAUACGAACGCACAGAUGCAGCACUUGCUCUGUUUAUACGAUCUAAGAAUAGAUGGAUGCCAAAUAUAAUGUAUGUUUUUCAGUGCCCAGAGUCACAUAAUAAUAUCUCUAAUAUUGCUGCAUAUAAAUUGGAGAGCCAAUUGUCAGACAGUUGGCGCACAGAUAGAUGAAAUGGGGUGGUUUGUUUCACAGGUUUUACACUCACACAGGGAAGCCUUAUUUAAUACAUUUUGAUUUAUUGACUUUUCUUUUCCUGUUUAGGUUAUGGUAAUAUAGCUCCCAAGACACCAGCUGGGCGCCUGUUCUGUAUAUUCUAUGGCCUCUUCGGGGUCCCUCUCUGCUUGACAUGGAUCAGUGCACUUGGCAAGUUCUUUGGUGGCCGAGCAAAGCGUCUGGGCGUGUUUCUGACAAAACGAGGCGUCUCCUUGGUAGGUAUUGAAAAGAAAAACCUGUGCAGCCAAUCGAUUUUUAACUUAAAUAGAAAUAACUGGAAAUGUCUCAAUGCACAGAGAAACCCUACAUUAGACGGGCAGAUCUGUUACACAUCCCCUGUUUUCUUACAUAUAGAAAUAGCUCAGUUAUUUUUUAGAUAAAUCUAUAUAAUACAUCUCAAACAUUUUUUCUUUUUUUAUGUUGCAAUUUUUUUUUUUCUAAUGGAAAGCUUUUUAGGGUAACAUCUCUGUUUUAAGUUUUUCUGUGCAAGAUGCAGUAAUACAGAAUACAAUAUGUAAUGGAAAGUUUUAAAUAUGCACUGUACACCCCCCCUCCGCACACUUGUUAUCUGCUUGGGCACGAAUCCAAAGGAGGACUCUCAGCAGAAGGCUUGCUAUUAUCAGACCUUGUAAGAAGCCGCCUUUGAAAUAUUUUGGCAUGUAUAGAAACGUAGAACGUAUCAAUAAUCUUCCAGUUUCUUUAUUGAUGUGCAUGUUUAUACAUUACAUACAAAGCAGUAAAAUGACUCUCAAACUGCCGUAUCUGAAAUCUGUUAAACCCGAUGAUGUUAGUGAAUUUGUCUUCUUCCAAGUUUCAUACCCCGUAUAUCUUUUACGUAAAUAUUUACAUGCCACUCAAUGUACUGCUGGGGGCAAACACCUUCCCAUAGUUCGUCCAAAACACACGAUCCACGGUAGCUUAAAAUUCUAAAACUUCCAAGAAACUCUAUCCCCUGUGAAGAUUUGAGCAAGUCUGGGAAAUGUACGGAAAGCACAGGUGGCAGAUCAGAUUAUAUAUAUAUACAUAUAUAUGUUUUUCCCCUCCAGCAGAUGUUCCACAUAUGAGGUUUUUCGUCUCCCUAUCAUGCGAUAUGACCACAUGCCGUCCAGCUGUUUAUAAAUAGUGUCUUAUUAAUAAGGUGGUUUAUGUAUUCAAUAACCAUCACAUACACGGACAUUCGUACAUGUUUCCAUCAGCUGUGGUCCCUUAGAUCUGCAGUCAUCCUUAGUUACUUAAAAUAUUUCCUUUUUAAAGGCUCUAUGACCUUGAUACAUUGGGUAAAUUAAGUCCAUGUCGGUAGACUCUCUGUUGGAUUUUUUAACUUGGUUUCUUUUUACCGAUUUUACAAACUCAUUCUCUCACCCUCCUAUGGAAAAGUCCUCCUUUUUUGGCCGCUCUGGCUGAUUGCCUGGAGAGUAUUGGUUUCCAUGGUAAUUGCUCCAUUUCUAAACCAUCCUCACUUUUAUGUAAACGUCGCUGUUUACUGAGAAAUGGCAAUGUUUUAAUUUAGCCAAAUACUCCCUUUUUUUUUUGUCAGACCGCCUCCUCCUUCAGGUCCUUCAAAUAUUGAAGGACUUUGCAUUCUGCGUCAGCACACACAGCAAAUUUGAGUUUCUCUUUUUAUCAGAGUGCUCCUUUAACUUACCGUGUAACAUACAAAUGACUUUUUCUGUGUUACUGUACAGAGGAGUCAUUUUUCCUAUCCUUUUUUCUUAGAGAACAGCUCAGAUUACCUGCACAGCAAUUUUCAUUAUUUGGGGCGUCCUGGUCCAUUUAAUGAUCCCUCCGUUCAUCUUCAUGAAAACUGAAGGUUGGACCUACAUCGAAGGUCUUUACUAUUCCUUCAUCACCAUCACUACGAUUGGCUUUGGGGAUUACGUGGCAGGUUAGUAGUUUGGCAUUUCAUUUAUAUAGAGUUUGACUCAUUUCACUGCUAGUACACAGUGGGCAUCGCUAUGUUUUAUUGGCUGCAUGCCAAUCAGGGUGGGUUUACUGAACGAAGUGUGUGUGUGUGUGUGUGUGUGUGUGUUUUAGUGAGAAUAUGUAGUAUAGUGCUAAAAAUCAUGAAGGAACAGAAAAAGUAAUUUAUAUCUCAAAGCAUGUCAGUAAUUUCUUUUAACUGUUAUAUUUAUUUAUAAAUUUAUACAUCAAAUACCGAUACUCUAGCUUUCAGCAGUACUGAUACUUCAUUUUUUCUUAAAACAGAAAUCUGCUUAUUUUCCAUAGAUUUUCCUUCUGUCAUCUCCCCACACUCCCACCUUUUCUCUCUCCACUUAAAUCAUUAUUUUUGCCAAGAUUUCUAAAUGAUUAUCUGUUUUUAACGUAUUAAAUAUUAGGAACUGUAGCCAAACCUUUUCCAAUGUUGUUAAAUGUAAUUCUUCAACAAGUAAAUGAUGUACAUGUGCACUAACCCCACUUACGUCUGUUUUUUUUUUUUUCUUCAUUCAGUCCACAAAAUCUAUCUUUAGUCUUCAUAUUGUUUCUAAUCUUUGAUUCACUUGCUCACACAACAAUUUCUACCCUAAAUAUUCUUCAGCUGGUCUGUUUUGUAUCUGUAUUCUGGAUCCACUGCUAUUUCUAACACCUUAUUUUUUGGGCUCAUUCGUUUGACAGGUGUGAAUCCAGAUAUCAACUACAAUGUCCUGUAUCGAUAUUUUGUGGAGCUCUGGAUCUACUUGGGCCUGGCCUGGCUUUCACUCUUUAUAAACUGGAAAGUCAGCAUGUUUGUUGAGGUACACAAAGCUAUUAAAAAGAGGAGGAAAAGGCGGAAAGAGUCAUUUGAAAUAGAUCCGCGCACCAAGAAGGACAAGCCUAUUCCGAUUGCAAAUUCCAAAGACGUCAAUAUUAUGAGUUUUCUGUCUAAAAAAGAAGAAACCUACAAUGAUUUGAUAAAGCAAAUAGGAAAAAAUGGUUUGAAAACCGAAGACGGGCAAAUGAUAAUGAAUGGUAAUACAGCUGGCAAUAGUAAAAUGCAGACACGAGGCAAAGACAUUAUGGUUUCAUAUAGCAAGCAUGGCGGUUCUGGCUAUGAUGGAGUGACUUUUUCGAACGGUCUUCAAAAAGACUUUGGUAUGAAAUCCUUCCAAGACAAAGACUCAAGUAUUUUUAUAAACCAGUUAGACCGGAUUAGUGAGGAAGAGGGAGAACUGUGGGAUUCUAAAGAUUACAAGCCUUUGAUAUUCCAGAAUGCUAAUAUCUCUUUUGUCAACGAGGAGGAAGAAUGUGACCUUUCUGAGGAUGAGGAGAAAUCAAAGACCUCGUGUGAGGAAAAUACUGGGCACCCAGAGACACCAACCAGGUUGGACGAGUUCACCUGUUUGGAUGAGUCUUCUUUUUCCAGCAAUGAAAUGGAAGUUUGUGUGCCCUAUGAACAGCUACUGAAUGACUUCAAUAAACUCGAACACAACAAAGGAGAGACAUGAGGUCUCUGUGGUGGGUGAUUUAGAACCAUCGAAGAACAGUUAAGGGUACAUAUCUAAUAGUUGGACUUUAUCUUUUUUUUUUUUUUUUCACCAUGACUGACCUGAAACCUUUCAGAACUAGGUGCUCUGAAACUGUUCAAAUGUAUCUGUUGCCCAUCUAGUCUAAGCCAUGUUCGAAGCUAGCCUAAACUUCUCUUCUCAUGUGCACUAUUUUCUUGGUAUGGCCCAGCGGAGACAGCCUUACCUAGUACCUAAUCUUGAUCUGGCAAUGUAGAGACUUGCAGGAUGAGCAAAUAGGAGUUCACUUUCCCUCAUGACAGGAAGGUGUGAAAUCCAUGCUAAAAAAAAAUCAUAAAUGUAAAUUGCCCUCUGUCUAGAUAGACAUUUAAUGUUCAUCCUUUACUGGUUCUGGUAAAGCCUAUUCUAAGAAUGUGGUGUUUGUCACAAAAGGAACAUAUUUUAUUUAAUCCAAACGAAAUUAUAAAUUGUUACACCGAAAGCCUUUUUUUUUUUUUUUUAAUGCCGUUCAUGGACACCCCGUGAGUAACAGUAAUAUAUUCUGGUUAUACACUGGUCAUUUUUGAGGGCGGAAGGUGCCACCUCCGGAGACACAUUCCAGGAAUUCUGUGAUUCCUUCUCCAUUUUAUCUCCCUUUUUAUCUUUUACAAUUUUUCUUUUCUUCUCAUGAAAAUACUUGAAAUUAACAAACUAUUGCCUUUUUUAUAUGUACAAAUUGUAUUUUGUCUACCAGAUAUGUUGAUGUCUGUAUAUUCUAUUUAUAUGCUAAAAUGUCUUUGUAGAGAGACAGGAGCUGUGAUCUCUCUCUAUGCACAGACGGUACUGUACAUGAAACUUGAACCUUCUGUUGUAGAUCAAUUUAUAAAGGAAAGAAGAUAUUCACUGGAAGGAAUGGGGAAAGUUAUGGGUUUAUUUUUUUGGGUCAUAGAUUGCAACAAAUUGCACACAUGCCCAUAAUGAUCAAAGAGUUUUCUAGUUCUGUUAUUGUGUCUUCCUUUAUUGGUCAUUUAUUGCCUUCAAAGUGCUGCAAUCCUGGCAGCUAACCUCUAGUUAGUCUUUGAUAAAUUAAGGGUUUAUAGAAAAUCAUCUACAAAAGCUAGACUAGAUAUUAAAGUGUUUGUCACUUAAUUUCACCAGCCCCCUAAGCCCUGGCCAAUCUAUUCCUCCCCCAAUGACAAAUAGUGACCUCUGGACUUGUGCUACUUACUUUAUUUGAGGUUGUACUGGCCUUGUUUGGUCUAAAUUCACAUCGCACUACCAUCUUUGUAAUUCCAAGAUGGCGGGUGCCAGAAAUUUCGGUUUCUGUCCUUCCAGUGGAGGACAUUCAGCGGCCUGCUUAGAGCAUUACAGCAGUGAUCCUACGAUGCUGCCUUUUAGGUCAUUGGAAGGAGGUGAGUAUUACGUUGACGGUCAAUGACACAGUUUACAAAGGAAGUGUAACUAGACUAAAGCUCCAACCAUUGUCAACUUUUGUCAACCUGCACAUUAUACAUAAGGAAAAGAAGUCCCUACGUUUUUUUAUUUGUAACAUUUGGAAAAAUUAUUUAAAUAAAAAAAUAAAAUGGGCCUGCACACUAGUGCAACAACAUACAUUAAUUGGGGGGAAUAAAAAGUGACCGAGCAGCUUUAAACUGUAUCCAGGUUAUUACUGUGAACUUAACACUCCAGAGCUUUCAGUGAGGGAAGUUCAAAGUUGAUUGUAAUCCUUUGGCUUCUGGUAAAGAUCCGAGCCAAACGGUAAUCAGGGAUUCCAAUAGACCUUGUGUGAUAAAUUGCCUAAACAUACGAUGCAAGUAGUCAUUUGUGAGAAUUACAUUAUUUCAACUUUAAGCAUUUGCUGUGAAACUAUGAAAGGACUGAUUUUGGUUUCGUUGAAUAUUUGCAGUUUGGUCUUUUAGCAUGUGCUGAGUUAUGGUCGUCCUCCAACUGACUGUUUUCCCAGUAAUGCAAAUUGGCAGCUGUAACUCAUCGAGGGUUCCGUCUGAUUCCUGCUGCUGCUUCGUCAUGGACAGCUGGGUGUGAAACGUUUCAUUUGCAGAAUCAUUGGCUGACUUGUUGUAUACACCGUUUUAUGCUGCAUACUUAAGGUCGCAUUUUCCAAAUUGUAAAUUGAGGAAAAUUGAAAUGGGAAUUGCAAACUUCGUGUUAAAAUAACCAAGCUCUAAAAAUGUCUUUUUGAGAAUUUAUUUUCAAUUAAGAUAUUUUGCCCUAUAGUUUGCAAUUCCAGAUCUAAUGAAUGUCAUUUUGUAGAAACUAAGUCCUUUUCUUCUUUUUCUGUCAGUCCUUUUCGAUGUUGGCGCUACCAUAUGUUCUGUGUGUCUCUUACCUUUUUUUAAUCAUUAACAGGACAUUGAUGGCAUGCGAUUAAUAGAUUAUGAUAAUGUCCUUUCCCACUGCUUGUUAAAACAUUCCAGUGUUUGUUUUUUUAGAAGUUUUAUACUUUUUUGAUAUCACAUUUUUUUUUUAAUGUGGGCAAAUAACCAACAUAUAUAUCAGGUUAUUUUUGCAAGUAAAUCGGUGUAUAGUCUUCCAGAAAUAUUUUUUUAACAUAUGGCCUACACUCUGCUUCCAACAUUUUCUGCAGUGUGUGUGUGUGUUAUUUUAUUUUUAAUAUUUUUUUAUGAUUCAGGAUUUUCUUGUACUUUGACAUUUUCACUGGGCAGCAUUUUUAGUUAAAUGUGAAUUUUUUUGAUAUACUAGUAAGACGUUCUGAUGUCCUGGUUUAUAAAAAGUUUUUUUGUUUUUUUUUCAUGAGGAGUAAAGAGCUGGUUCUAUCUCUAAAAAUUAGACAAGCAGCUGGUUGAUAUUUGUAAUAAACCUCGAUGGCAAUGUUUUUUGACAUGUAUAAAAACAAUAAGAAAUUCAUGCGUUUAGUUAUCUUGGAGGUUGUCAGAAAGGGUUUUGUUUCAGGUGAAUGUCACUGACAUUUGAAACCACUGUGCAAAAAUUCAGAAUUACACGCAUGCUCCUCAUUUUUAAAACACUAGAGGACCCAGUAGACCAAAACUGUCCUCCCAACCUGCCUCGUCUGAUUCACAACUGACGGUUGAGAUCCAAUUCUAACUAGUGUCGGAAUAGCUGCUAUCCAAGUCCCGAAAUGAACCAAAAUCAUGCUGGCUAGGAUUUUUUUCAACACCUUUCUGUAUGUAAAUUUUGACCAUAUGAUAUGAGAUCUGUUGAUGGGAAGGUUGGUAUUCAUAAUCAUAUGCUUUCCGCACCAAUAUUUUUUGUUUGUAGAUAUAAAUGCUGCUUAUAGCUAGUGUACAAUGUUAUUUAUGUUUGUAUGAAGAUACUGUAGUCAUUUCGACGGCUAUAGAGACAUCUCGGCUAGGUCACUCUACCACUAGUCUUGAUAUUUUUUUAAUUGAACAAGAAAUUGAUGCUAUCAACGUGUGUAUUUUGUUCGUCUUGCCUUUGGUCAUCUCAUCCUAAAAACUAUAGUUAGAGAUAUCUAAGGGGGAAAGGAAGACCCACCAUAGACCAGUUCGACACUAGUGAAGGUUUUCCGUUCUUUCGAUGGGCGAAACAGUCAGUGUUUUGCUCAUUUACUGAACCACCUUUAUUUUAGAUAUUUGUAUAAAUGCAUGUGAUAAUGGUGAUUAGCUUCCAAAGUAGAUCUGAGUGAUUACAUCAUGCCUUACAUUUAAUCCUCUGUUUUAUUCUGCGACUUGCAAUCGGUAAGCACUCCUUAUUGUUAAGAAAAAUGUUAUAUUGAAAUAGUUGUAGACCACAUCUUUUAGUGAUAACUUAUUUUUCAAGAAUUCUACAUAUAGUAUUGAUUUAUGUAUGGUUACGAGGUAGUUGACAAUUCUUGGGGUGUUCUUCAAAAUAGAUUUUGAAACCAGUAUCUUGGAAUCAGCAGACGUUGUAUUAUAUCAGGCCUUUAAUCGUUCAUUAUAGUAUUUAUUAAACCACUCUUUUAUACCCUAAUACUUGCCAUUAAUGGUGAGCUCGUACACGCACUCCAGAAAACGUGUUUCAUUUUGUUACAAUGUGUUGGUUCCACAGUAUUGUUAUUUGAGGAGCACAUUUUUAGAAUAUCUGGUUUAGUAUUUUUUUUUUUUUUUUCAUAUUUGAGAUCACUCUCCUAGAAUCCAGAACAAAUUUUCUUUAUUUUGACACAGGAUCUGUCUGUUAGUCAGAUGUAUAAAAAUGACCAGAACUGAAUUGUCUGCUAGUAAAUGACUGCCAAACCCCUAUAUUCCUAAAAACCAUAACUACCCUCGUCUGUUGUUUCCAUGGGGCUCACAUUUACCUUUGUCAGUGAAUUUAAAUGUAACCUUUUAGACAGCUUAUUUGCUGCAUCUCCCACAAUUUAACCACUGCGUGCCUUUGUCCUCCUCAAAGGGCUAGAUAACUAUUUGGGGGGAUCAUGAACCUCUAUUGUAUUGGUACAGUACAUGUCUGUUUAAGGUCUGUCCAGCCAUUGUUAAACUUUUUGCUUUUAGUGGGUAAAAUCAUGCCGUUUUUGGAUGAUGUCAGUGUUUGUCAUAAUACCAGGUCCAUCGGGAAACAAUGUAUCAAGUAAACCUGGAAAAUCUGCAAAACCUAAAGGACAACCAUCAGCAAUUUUUCACUCUUCAUUUCUUACUUUUAAAGAAACUCAUGAAAGUGAAACCUUCUUGAAAUAAUUGAUACAUAGCAUUUAAAUAUAUCAUUAAGUGUCAUUAAAUAUACUUUUUUUUUUUUUGUAAAAAAACAAGAUGAUAAAAUUUUACGGCAGUUGUCCUUUCAAUGGUUGAUUUACAAUAUUUCAGGCAACACGUAUACAGCAAUAAGUCGAAUGCCUAUCUCAUAACAGAAUGCAAAACUGGGAUAAAAGAACGGACCCACAACUUCUCUGCAGACAGUAUUUAGUUAGUAUGCGCUCAGAUUGUGUCUUUGGAUUAUUACUCUGUUCCAGAUCAUAAAGUAUUGUCUAAUAGACGUAAUAUGUUCUACAAUGCAAGAACUCACAAUGUUGUUUUCAAACUCCAACCUCUAUAUUGUUUCCUUAAACAUUUCAGUGUUUUUUUCCUUGUAUGUUUUUUAAAUCCCCAAACUAUUUUAUUACAAUACGGUACACUUUUUACAGUGUGAUAACCUGAUCUAAGAGCUGGGCAGAAUAUAUAUAAUGUUCCUUUUUAUUCACUCCCAGAUGUCUUCUGUGCCACUGCCCCCUAUUCUUAUGUAAUAAAUUCCAUAAAAUGGGACUUUAGUGGAGAUGUAAGCUCUCUCAUUACAAGAUGUAUAUUUUUAUUGUUGUACUUUGUUUUUAAUGUGCCACUGGAAUCACUGUAUGUAAAUAUCUGAUACUCCUGUAAAAUAGUGUAAUUUAUUUUUAAUAUUUUGCAAUAAAAACUUCAGUUCUGAAA
Molecule: messenger RNA, 43812 nt
Organism: Pelobates cultripes (western spadefoot toad)
Lineage: Eukaryota; Metazoa; Chordata; Amphibia; Anura; Pelobatidae
Source: the annotation of a GenBank genome assembly